This is a messenger RNA of Trichophyton rubrum CBS 118892, 850 nucleotides long. RefSeq lists its product as uncharacterized. The transcript has 4 exons. NCBI's taxonomy places the organism in Eukaryota, Fungi, Ascomycota, Eurotiomycetes, Onygenales, Arthrodermataceae. The record is from RefSeq and is a predicted model, not a curated record. Bases 113 to 850 code for a protein of 245 amino acids.
CUCGUCUUACUUUGCUUUGACGACUUCAACAUGCGCUUUAUCUCUUGAUAUAUGUCAUCUACUUUAUACCAUUUACACCCUUUCCCACCCUUUCCACAUCACAUGUCGAAUUAUGUCACCAUGGAUAGGCAACACGUUUGAUAACUAUACACUAAAAUGUCCAAACGGAAGCAAGUGGAGAAUCAUUGAAAAUAUUAGUGAAAAAUCAGUCGAAUUUCAUGCGUAUAGUAACUCCGGUGAAUUAUACGCAGAAGCCCAAGCAGUAUAUCUAUGUCGACAAGCUAAAGGCUCGCAUGUUGGCAUGGAAGCCAUCGUGAAAGUUCGGAUGCAGGUGCCGAGCAAGCAUUCAUCUAAACCUUACGCACAGGGGUUGGCCUAUCCCACAGCUACAGAAAUAUCAACAUUACAGUAUUUUACUGAAAACGGCUGCUCUGUGGUCCCGCGUCUUUUUCAUUGCUUGGUCUACUCCCAGGAUCCAAAUAUGCCUAUACCCGGAGGUUAUAUGGCUAUAUUGAUCAUGGAGAAAUGCCCUGGAGUGGUGCUGUCUGACUUCUGGAAUUUCGAGGAAUCAAAAAAGAAGAAAAUACGAAAAGCUUUUCUAAGAGAUUUCAGUGAAUUUCAAUCUUACCCCAUCGAUGCAGCGGACCCAGCUCUUCGAAAUAUCAUUUAUGAUGAAGUAGAGAACAAAUGUUGGUUCAUCGACCAUGAACAGACAUUUAUCUUCGAAGAAAGAGAAAUAGAACCAUAUAAAGCUGACAGGCGUGACCUCGAGGAAUGGGAUCUCGAGAAGUACAAGCGUAUUGAUUUUCAGACGAGCAUGAAUGGCACUGCAGAGGCCACGUGGGAUUAG